UGAGUGGAAGCCAGUGGAGGGAUUGGCAGGGAGGGGUAGUAGACACUGAACAGUUGGUAAGGUGGAUGAGUCUGGCAGCAGUAGAAAUAAACUGUAUGGAAGUCAGUGGAGGGAUUGGCAGGGAGGGGUGGAGGACACUGAGUGGAGGCCAGUGGAGGGAUUGGCAGAGAGGGGUGGAGGACACUGAGUGGAGGCCAGUGGAGGGAUUGGCAGAGAGGGGUGGAGGACACUGAGUGGAAGCCAGUGGAGGGAUUGGCAGAGAGGGGUGGAGGACACUGAGUGGAAGUCAGUGGAGGGAUUGGCAGAGAGGGGCAGCAGACACUGAACGGUUGGUAAGGUGAAUGAGCCUGGCAACAGUA
This is a messenger RNA of Staurois parvus, 359 nucleotides long. Lineage: Eukaryota; Metazoa; Chordata; Amphibia; Anura; Ranidae. The record is from the annotation of a GenBank genome assembly.